UUUCUGCACCUACAUUUUAGAAACACAGAAGAUUCUGCGUUCGACACUAACAUCCAACCUCUGCUGGUGUUUUUUUAUCACCCAUAUGUCGUACUGUGUUUUGUUCGCAAAGUAAUUCAAAAUUUCAAAGAAGCUCCGCUACAGAGGGUGAUUUCGCAAUAUGCUUCCAGCAAGGGACAAAAUUCCAAAAAAUUUCCCUUUCUAUUCUUUUUAUUUGUUUGCUAAACAGUCUUGUGGGACAAAGUGUGCCUAAUUGUUCAGAACGAUUUGUGGAGUUCGAGCGAUCAACUUGGCAUGAAAAACCGAUUGAAGAACAAGGUGCCGUGUGCUGGCGUUAUUAACAAUUUGUAAAAGCCACAGAAAAGUCGCCGAGCGUUUGAUGAGCAAAGGGAUCGUUAUUUCUCAUACUAGGAUGAAUAAGCUUUUGAAACUGUAUGGGCCCGAGAGCGAAGGGAGUGGUUCGCCUGUAAAACGCCUAGGAAAUCAGUGCCCACCCAAAGUUCCCACAAAGUCCCUCAUCGCCGAGGUCAAGAGGGCUAUCUUAAUACCGAAUCCACCGUCUCAGAGAAAGUUGGCAAGGAAAUUUAGGACAUCCCAGUACACGAUAUCGAAGAUUAUUCAUCGUAAUCUUGAAGCGAAAGUACGUAAAAAAGGCAAAGUACAUGCACUGUCAAAUAAGCAGGCAGAACAGCGUGCUUCUCGUGGUCCCCGAUUGGCCAAAUUUCUGAGCCAGCGAAAUUUACUCUACAUCAUUUUAAUUGACGAAUUAAAAAACCACAAGGUGUUACUAUUAUCGCCAAAAUUACUUUAUCGUGGCCCAACAGUGAUCCGGUUCAUUUCUCCCACUGCUAAAAUAACCGCCGAUUUCUACAUUCAAAACGUGUCCAAGCCAUUAAUGCGAGAAGACUUCCGCCGUCUUUGUCCAAGUGAAGAAAGGAAGGUAGUACUGCAUCAGGACCCCGUUCCCGCACAUACUCCCAAAAAAACCUGCCAGAGGCUAGCUUCUCCCGGCAUCCGAUACAUUCCGAAGGGCAUGUGGCCGAGCAACUCCCCGGACUUUGCAUCCAUGGAUUUUGGAACGAACGGGAUUUUUAAAAGAAUUUUGUAUCACAAGCAUGCAACGUCGAUUCGCAGUUUGUUAACAGUCGCGCGCCCAUCUUUGUAUAGAAUUUCAAUUACCCUGAGCCACCAAAUAAUUCGUGCCUGGCGUUAUCGUGUGGUGUUGAUGGCAGAGAAGAAGGGCUUUCAGAUAGAGCAAAUAUUAAAAUAA
Molecule: messenger RNA, 1270 nt
Organism: Paramacrobiotus metropolitanus
Lineage: Eukaryota; Metazoa; Tardigrada; Eutardigrada; Parachela; Macrobiotidae
Exons: 2
Coding region: 380-1270 (296 amino acids)
Molecular function (GO): nucleic acid binding
Source: RefSeq, a predicted model, not a curated record